Messenger RNA from Cinara cedri, 18326 nucleotides. Lineage: Eukaryota; Metazoa; Arthropoda; Insecta; Hemiptera; Aphididae. The record is from the annotation of a GenBank genome assembly.
AUGUGGCCUACUGCGCGUUUCGGAAUAAUUCUGGAAUUUUUGGCGUGCCUGUCGACGAUGUUCGGCCAUCAUUAUCCCAGCGCUGCGGCCAGGGUGAGUUAUCUGCGCAGUCGGUCCGUCCGUCGGUCAGCGAAUCGGGAAAAUGUUCAUUGUGGGGGGGGCCCAUUUUUUUUUCCAUUAGUCAUUUCCGUGUAAAACGUAACGGGUACCGAUAUUGUACAUUUACCGAGCACAUUUUUUUUUACGGUUGUAUUUGUCAGGACGGGCGAAUGCAAUUCUCAAACACCCCUCACCCCUCUCUUGGAGUACACCUAAAUUCAACACUGGCCCGCGCAAACGGGUUAAGAUACGGUUUCCAAGCGCAGUUUACGCGUAUAGUGGUUAGCAAGACGCCCAGUGGCGUGGCCAGGAUUUCUCAACGGGGAGGGGGGCAGUAAAAAAACGUUAUACGAAAUUGAUUUGUAUUGUUUUCGCUGAUUUGUGUACUUAUUGUACGACCAGAUAAAAUGCUAAGUGCAUCCUGUUGAAAUUAAUGAAAUAUUUAACAACUGUUCAUUUAUAGUUCGUUUAUUGCAAACAAUUUAAAUAAUUAUUAGGUAAAUAUUCUUAAUGAGUUACUUACCUACUUCUUUUGAUUUAUAAUAUAACAUUAUUAUUGUGUUCAAUCUGUAACUUUAAUCGUCCUAGGCGAUUCAAUGUUUCUAUCGCUAUAAUAUUAUAGUAAUUAUACAUAUUAGAUAAUAUAUAUUCAUAAUAUCAUAGGCGUAAUUAUAUAUACGUACUCACAUAUAUUAUAUUAUAUACUUAUCAAUGGAUUUACUGAUGUAAAACCAAUAAAAUAAAAAUUUUAAAAAUACAUCCAAUGGGAGGGUAUGGCCCCUCUGCCCCCCCCUGUCAACGCCACUGCAAGAUGGGACAUGCUUAUUUUAUCAUGAUGAUCAUAUUAUGAAUAUGUGUCAUCGCUAUUUACGAGAUUUUUCGAACUAUUAUUAAUCAACAGGCAUUUUAAAAACAAUGAAAUAUUAUAUAUUUUGAUAAUAUCCUUUUUUAUAAUUUACAUCGGCAACAAAUAGCCCAAAAGAAUCGACUCAGAAUUUGAAAGAAACGCACCGUCUUGCACCAAUAUUGUCUGUUAUAUUAUACCUAUGUCUUAUACUGGAGGGAUAAUUUCCAAAAAUAUUAGUUACACAAUUAAGUCAAAUGUAAGUGUAUUUUUUAAUACAUUUUUAGGUGGCGGAAUCGAUAGAUUGUUUUUUAGACUUCCUGUACUAGCGGAAUUUGUAUACCUUUUUCCCAAUUAUUAAAAGGUCCGUCGGAGUCGAUGAACUCCCGUCAAUUGGUAAUCGUACACCAUCCGAUUAGAUUAACUAGGGUCGGAUUAAGCCCAAAUAUAAUGUAUCUAUAUAUAUAUAUAUAUAUAUGGAUAGUAUUAUAUCUUAGACACAUCAUUUUUAUUAACCCAUUACGGAGUCAUUCAAGUGAUAUAGAUAAUAUCAUUAUCGACACCUGGAACUUUAGCUGCACAAUUAUCUUAUAAUUACUUAUUGCUGAAUUUUAUGAUACACAGAUUUUAUUUUUCGAAACAUUUGAAUGUGAUUAGUAUUGAAAUACUAUUAUAUAGUACUAGAAAUGAAAUAAAUAAAAUAUCUUUUGCCAUUGCCAGUGCCUACCUCGCAUAUCGUAAAUCCGGACCUGUCGAUAUACUGUACCAGGUAUCUGGACGUGCAGAACGACGAUUUUGUGUAUUAGACCCGAGAUUAGGGAAGAAAGUUUUAUAAUAAUAUUCGUUAUUCUCCUCACCGACGAAAAUCAAGGUCAAUUUACCGAAUUUACGGUAUUAUAUAAUAAGCAUAUCGCCACAAAAAUUAAUUUUUUUUUUUUCCCCGGUUUGCAAUACCUGCAGAAUGUUCAAACAUUCACAGUCACAGACGUGGCAUACCUGGACGUCGAAAUGGCCGGCCAGGGAUUGGGGCGCAUCGAAAUCGGACUGUUCGGCGACGCCGCGCCCAAGACGGUAGCCAACUUCGUGACCAUACUGACGCAAGGCAUCGGCGGCCGCACGUACGCCGGCACCAAGUUUCAUCGGGUUAUCGAAAAAUUCGUCAUACAAGGUUCGUUCAUAGCAUUCAAAUUUCCGCACAAUAUCGAUUGUUAUUCUUAGUCUAAAGAUUGAUCAGAUGAUUAACGUUUCUUUCCGUCCUGUUACUUAUAGUUCUUGAAAGUUCUACAUCAUGUUAGGUAAAUGUUAAUUUAUAUAGGUACUUGUUUGUUUCUUUGUCUUCCGUCACUUGUUUCCAGUGGUUGACUUGUGAAAAAAGGAGUAGAGGUACUCUGGCUACUUUUAAAAAAGUAGAGUCCCUAGCAUUUUUUUACUAUCCCUCACAUUACUGCGGGGGGGGGGCAUCGCGUGCAUCUCCUUUCCCGGUCUCCUAAGAAAUAUAUGUAAAAUCAUUAAAGACACAUCACAACAAACAGAACAAUAUGAAUUAAAAUGUACAAAAUAAUUAUUACAAACUUAUUUUUAUUUUUUUCAUAUGCGUUUUUAUAAUUUGUAUAUAAUUGUUUUCAUUUUAAACAUCUUCAUUUAAAAGAUUCCAUAAUUUAGAAUAUUGUUAGUUGGGUUUUUCUUGUCUUUUUGGACAGCAUGUUUCAUUUGUAUCCCUUCUUCCACCGCGGACCCAUGACUUUACAUAGUUGCUUGGAAUAAAAUCGAUUACUCGGGGACCAACACAUUCCAUGAAAUGGAGUGAUGAUAUGUGUUUUGUAGAUAAUAUAUUUAUUUUUGAUGUGACAGUGUUAUUACUAGCACUGAAACUCCUUUCACAUUCAAAUGAUGAAAUGACAAUGGUUUUAAUGAUCACUAAUAAUGGUUUUAAGGAAGGUAUUGAUGAUAACAUUCCAGUAUCUUUAUAUUCUUUAUAACCUUGAAUAGUAGAUGUUUAAUAUGACAUGGGAGUCUUACAGUUCUUUUUUUAUUCAGCUCAACUACUAAACAGAACACAAAAGUAACUAUAAAUAGUAUAAGAACUAUAAGCAGUGGUGUAAAUGUGACCGUAAAAAAAAACUGGGUAUACGCCAGGUACGUCCCUGAGUGGGGGGAGUGAGUGGGUUGAUAGCUCCCCCCUCGCAAUAAGUCAUAUGAUGCUAUAUUUAUGUUUCACAAAAUAUCCAUAAUUUGUGCUAUUUUGUACUAUUUUACUGCAUCUGUACAUACAAUGUAUAUUUAAAUAAUACUAUAAUUAAAUUGUAUACUGAUUUUACUAGUUUUAGAAUGUAAUUAAAAAUGUUUUUGCAUUAUAAAAAUGACCUAUCAUAAAUGUGAAAAUUGAAUCUUAAUUUGAAUGUUUUAAAUGGAAAUCUUUUUUGAGGGGAACAAUUUUUUGAUAUUAGGAACACUAAACAAACCAAGGAUGACUAAAUAAAUAACCGGAUACGAAUUACGAUCAUUCUAAAAAUAGACUGUGAGAAGAAUACUACAUAAUAUUAUACGUGUAUCGCGUUUAUUACUUGAUAUCCCCAUAUCAUAGGUUAGUUCGUACCCAGUACCACGGUUUAGACCCUAUCCACAACCACAACCAUGGUUACUAGGUUGAUAUAAUAAGCGCUAAAUAAUAAUUUAAUUCUUUUUUUCCAUUUCAUUUUUUUAUUGAAGUAAACAAUUUUUUCAAUAAAUUGUUCGAUUUGAAUCUGGUUACAAGUGGGUACAAGUCCGUGUACCCGCGUAUAUCCUCCACUACAUCACUGACUAUUAAGUAGUAAUAAAGGGUACGACAAUUCAUUUUUAUUAUAAGCACAUAAAACACAUUUCCCAAACAGAGGAAAAAAAAAUAUAAUAGCAUGUUGUUACUGCAUGUUAUUAAAAUAGCAUGUACUACUCAAUAGUUACUGGUUAUCAUCCAUAAUGUAAGAACUCUUAUUGAUUUUUAAAUGAUGAAUGGUUAUCAUUGCAGUGAUAUCCCUAGACCCUUUUAUAGGGGGGGGGGGGGAAUUUCAUGCAUAAUAUAUAUAUAUAAAUACACUAAUUACUCUACCUAGUGUUUAUAUCUGGUUUCACUUGUGGUGUGUGAUGUCAUAUGUACCAUAGGCAUGGAUAUGGAUUAAAAAAAAAAUUUAAAUUAUUAAAAUAAAAAAUUUUGAAAUUUCGGCUUUUGAGGAAAAACAAAGUUACUUAUUAAUAUAUUCACGGUAUUUAAAAUAUUUCUAUAUAAGUAUAUUUAAAUAUAAACUAAUAAUAGAAUUAAUUAGGUAAUAAAGUGAAAAAAAUAAUUUACCAAUUAUAGGUACUUAUUUACAUCUCAUUUAGAGUUAAAAAAACGGUUUCUAUCCUUUUUCCCGAAUCAAAAUUCCGGAAUGAUCUUCUUCCCCAAUGGUAUUUUUCCCGAAAGUCCGUAAAUCCGAAACCUAUUUUCCCGUCAUGGUUAAUAUUGUUAAAAAUAAAAAUGAAUUAAUAAUUAAAUGUAAAUAUAAGUGUGUAAUAAUUAAAUAUUUUAAAAUUCAUAAUACAUAUAAACAAAUAAAAAUAAAUUAGUAAAAUAAUAAACGCUGUAGUUACGUUGUGCACUUGUGCGGCCAUAACUCAAAAUAAUAAAGAUUAUAUUUUACAAACCAAUAUUGUGCACGAUAACUCGUAGAAAUUCAAACUCUUCGUAUGUUUCAAAAUUACUCACAAUGCCCAUAAUUCGAGUUUGAAAAUCCUGCAAUUUUCUUUUCGGUACCGCUCGAGACUCAGCUCUGCAAUCAUUAUUUCGGCAUGAGCUUGUUCUUUUUGGAAUUCGCCAAGAGCAGAGUAAAGACCAGGAUGAUAUUUGCCGAUAACAUGCUGGAAGCGAUUAUUAAUAUUAAUAUUAUCGUAUCUAAGUCAUACAUUUUGAUUGACGACUGGUUGAAUCUUAAUUGAUUUUCUUUUUUUCUAUUUCCAUUUCGGGAAAAAUACGCGUUGGGAAAAAGGUAUUCGGGAAAAUAGGUUUCGGAUUUACGGACUUUCGGGAAAAAUACCGAGAACCAAAAAAAACUAGUUGAAUAUGAAUGUAAUAUUUAAUUGAUUAAAGAAUAAAAUCCACUUUGUGUUUUGAUUUGGCAAAGUAAUUAAUUAUGUUAUUAGUAUUUAAUGAAAUAUUAUUACGAAUACUCAUAAGUGUCAAACCAAUCAAACGUGUUUGCUCUAUUUGAUUUCUCAACUACAUUUUUAAUCAAAUGAUCAUAGAAAUGCAAGGAAAUAAUUAUAAAACGAAAACAAAACUAUGUACAAAAGCUUUAAAAAUAUAAAUAUACAGGAUUAAAAUAUUAAUUUAACACACAACACUCAUUAUUUAGAAAAGUAUUAAUUUUUUUCGGAACUUUCUUUUGAUAAAUCAGUUAAAAUAUACAAGAAAUGUAAUAGGUUAUUUUUCUUAUAAAUUAAAUUUGAAUUCAUAAAAAAAAAAAUAUCCUCAUAGAUUUCUGGUAUUAAAAAUAGGGGUUUUCAUUUAAAAAUCAAAAGUUGAUACUCAUUUAGGGUAGAACAAGAGAUUAAAAAUAUCAUACCACUAAAAAUUCAAAAUUUUAAUAUUUAAACUAAUUUCCCAAAAGAAAAUACCAAAAAAAGUGAAUAAUAUUCAAAAAAUUAAUGAAUAUUGUGUGUUGAAUUAAUCAGUCUGCCUGUACCUGUAUCGGUAUGUGUAGUUAAUGAUGAAUAUAUUUCUGUGUUUUUAGUUUAAUAAAUCUAGUUUUAUAGAGUAUAUAAUACUCUGUGGGCAUUAUACAUUUUCCUUUAUUUUACAUUAAACUUUUGUUUAGUUCAAUAAAUAGCACAUUUUUAAAUUAUUUUAUUAAACUACAAAUUUUAUAACAUUAAAAGAGACAUAUUGUAUUAAUUAUUAUCAAUAAUCGGUCAUUCAAUUGCAUUAAAAACAAUAAGUUGGUAGAUAUAAAAGAAAAUAAUUAUAAAAAAUGAAUUUUUUUUUUUAUUACAGUGCAAAAUAGUACUAAGUAUACAAUAUACUGUACAUACCAUCCAUCUCGAUGGCAUAUUAUGAUAAAAUUCGUUUUAUUUCGGAAUGAUAACAUUCUUUUUUUUUUCGCGUCUAAUAUGCGUCAUCACAUGAUUUUACAAUGUACUUUUAAGUAUUUUCCUAGUGUGAUAUAAAUUAUAAAAAUUAAAAAAAAACUGCCCCAUUCACCGUACCCCCAUUUGAGGACGCCUGAUGGCUACUUAUAAAUUAUCACGUAUCACAUAUGAUAUGCCAAUAUAUUUUGAAUAUGUAUAAAAUUUAUAUAUGUAAAUUUAAAAUUUAAAAAGAGCAGUUUUAUAAAAAUAAUUAAGCUUAUAACAACCCAUUCCCCCCUAAAAAAUAAGUAGGGGUAUGCUAGAAUAUCCAAAAAAUCAGUUGAGGUACUCAGUCCACCCGCUUGCUUCAUGAACAGCGUUCUUAGUCUUCUUCUUUCUCAUGAAUGUAAUUCAAAUGUAUCAAGUGUAGCAAGAUCAAGGUAAUUUUAAAUAGUUAGAGCAUUGGGAAGGUAAUUUUUUGAUUUCUCGAGAGGUUUUCAUAAUAAAUAGAAAAAUCGAAAAAAGACGAAAAAUAAAAAAUGAACAAAUUUAGUGCGUACGAUUUUUAUCGUUUUUAUAUUGACAAAACAAGUUGCUAUAUUUAUUUCGCAAGCGAAUUUGUUGGUCACUUAAUCAUGUGUAUUAUAAUAAUUUUAUAUUAGAGUAGCUUGAUAUUUUCUGCGAUUGUAGUUUGAAAAAAUAGAAUCUAUAAUUAUUGAUUUAUAUAAGACGCGGGUAGGUAAGUGUCGUGUGGUUGGUAAUUAUCUAAGUUAGCCCCCAGUAAAUAAAAAAAGAGCUGAUACUGGAGACGCGUGUGCCACUGUAUAGGUGAGAAAUUGAGAAGGCAUGGUACAUAAUAUUAAGUUAUUUAAUUUAUAAAUUAAGUAAACAACGAUAAACCAUUGCCAACUAAAGAUGAUUCGAGCGAAGUUCGGUUAUACAUGUUUUGAAAGGCCGUAAUAUUUAAGAUUUUCGUCAAAAUUCGAUUUUAAAACUUAUAAAAAAAAAACAACAAAAUACUAUACGCAUAUUCUUUCACACUCAAAUUUUUUUUUUUUACCACUAAGUAUGACCUAUAAUGAAUUUCCUUUUAAAUUUUUAAGCGUUUCUGUUAAGUCCAGCAAUUUUAUCUACAUAGUACCUACUAAGUUUUUUGUUAAAAUUUCCAGCCAUUACGGAUAUUUUUAACUGAAUAACAACUAAAAAACCAAAAUUGAAAAUAAUAAAAUAAUAAUUUUUGUAAGUAUUUUCAUUCUUUCUACGAUUUUUUUUCAGUUUCGCUCAAAUAAUAAAAAAUCUGCAAAUAAAAUCAAAAAACGAUUUUCUUGGUCAUCAAUUAGGUUACAAUUCCAAAAAAAAAAAAAAAAAAAAAAAAAAAACGAUUUCUUGUUGCUUUUCUGUUGGAGCAAUAUUUUUGGUAGAAAAGUUGUUCACACACACACACACACACACACACAAAAAAAAAAAAAAAACACGUAUCAUAGUAAAACCCGUAGAUCCCUCGACACGCUUCCAAUGUAAAAAUGAUCUGCGUCACGCAGUAACGUGACAUAACGUUUUGCGCGUUUGCUGUCGAUGCACCGGUGGCACCAAUGAAGGCUUUAUUACUCACUUUGUUUACGGGUCGGUUGAUGAGACGCGGCAGACUAGGUGUGAUUGUUAUCAGUGGUGUUACUGCAUUACAGACAUUCCAUUAGUGAGGAAUAAUGGAACAUAUCAAUGUUUUUUUUUUUUUUCUAACAUGCAUGAACAUACUACGAAUCGAUAACCUCACUUGUUUUUCGAUUCGUGCAUAUCGGGUAGAGCUUAACGAGCGACGCGUCUAAAACGGGAGGCAACAAAAUGUUAAUAUUAUACGACCCGACUGAAUACCAACGAAAUACAAACAGAUUUAUCCCUAUACGCUGUAUUGUAAAAUGUUUACUAAGACGUAUUACAACAAUAUUAAAUUAUUAUCGAGCACUACGUUAGUAUAUUAUAAAUAUUUGUCAAUUCAUUAGUAAUGAGUUGUCGGCCGUGUUGAAUUCGGACAAUUUUUCUAGGGCAAGAGGCUCAUUUUAUUUUAAUUGGUCGUAUCGUUGUGGAAAUGUGACGUGUAUUGCACACUUCAUAUAUUUAAUAAACACAAUUUAUUUACAUUUGUAUACAUCGUGCGCGGGGAGGACGAAUAUCUUCCACCAUCCCCCUUCGGAGUACAUCUGAAUCUAACACUGCAGGUUUGUCGGUAGGUAUACAGGAUAUUGCUGUACAACAGUGAUGAUGUAUUUGACCGCAUAGCUUCUGGUGCUCCUGUCGUGAUAACAAUAAUACUGCAUAUAAAUGAUACAAUAAUAAUGAUACCUAUUUACAUACGUUGAACAAGUUUUUAGAUUUUCGACGGGAAUAUGAUAUUAUUAGGUGGGUAGGUAAGGUAGGUAGAUUACUGUUGGGUACGCCGAAAUGGAAAAGGGGUUCGUUUGCCCUCAAUUAUAAUACUAUACGGCCUCCUCCUCCCCGCCCCAAUUCCCUCGGGUCGGACGAAAAAACCACCAACCGGCAGAUACUAUCGUCAGCUAUCCGCGAUUAAAAUCUAUAGUGCAUUUAUAUUCCGCCGUGUACCAUAUAUACAGUCGUUUUCGGACGGCUAUCGCGAAUUGAAAUCUAGUCAAUUUAUUCUCUAGCCGACUGCUAUUUUAUAAAUAUAUAUAUAUUUUUUUUUUUUUUUUUUUUUGUUAGGAAACGCUUAUCGUGCCCGCCGCGAUCGAAAUCUACACGCUUGCUGCCGCCGAAUGUGCACGUAUAUCCCACGAUACCCGUCCGUUUUUAUUGUUGAAUUUUAGAUUUCCGUCAAAGAUAUCAACAAUCUCGUUUAUACAUAUACGAGCAGCACAUUAUUAUUAUAUACAGGAUGUCCCACGAAGAUAGUGUGUACCCAUUGCGAUUUGAAAUUUAUCGGAAAGUAGAUAGGUGCCUAUUAUUUUUAUUCAAAAUUUGUCUUUUUCGACAAUUCUAGAAACGAACGUCUCUAAAAUGUUACAUUAUGGUUGAUUUUUUUCACUCUUAUUUUCAAGUAGGGAUGGCUAAACGCCCACCUAAUUUUGGUUAACAAACGGCAUCCUGCAGUAUUAAAAAUUUCAAAAAAUAUAUGGCGAAUUACCGUAUUAGUUCAAAUAGAAAGUUGACUGAAACUUAGAAUUUCAACGCCGAAAUGUAUUUAAAAUAAUACGCAAUAUACUUAUGGAAUUUCUAAUACAUAGAUUGUCAUUUGCAAAUCAAACUUAAGAAACCGUUUCGCCCUCUCCCCUUGAAAAUAAAGGUUACCAUAAAAAAUGGAAAUACAACAUUUUAGAAUCGCUUGUUUCUUGAUUUAUUAAAAAAAAAAAUUCCUGAAAUGUUAAUAUUUUUUUCGUUUCCGAGAUACAGUAAUGAGUGUCUUCGCGGAACAUUCUAUGCGUGUAAUGUGUACUUACGUAUCACGUGUGCACAUUUUUUUUCGCCUUGUAUUUCUAUAUUUGGGUAAGUGACCGCGGAACCGUCAUCACUUGCAUACGUAAUAUUAUUAUUAAUUUUUUUAUGCUGCGGCACAAAAUAAUAUAACGAGCCAUAAUACAGCCCUGCCCCCGCUCCCUCGACAUGACGUUAUAAACGAAAAAUAUCACUCAUAGCCUGCGAGUUGUAAGUGGACACUUAACGUAUGUCUGCUAGACAAUACUGUAGACAUUAUGAACUGUCGUGCGUAUGUAUAUGUAUAUGUAUGUACGUAUGUAUGUGUCUAUAUGUGUGCCUGAACGCGAUUACCGUCUAGACAUACAUUAUUAUUAUUAUUGUUAUAACCAUGAAACGGUGAAACGGUCGAAAACGGCCACGAAUAUAAUGUAUUAUCGAUUUAUAUAUAAACGAAUUCGUCCGAUAACGAAAACGAAUAAAAUAUUUAUGUCAUUACGUAAGUAUAAUAAUGUACGCUGCAAAUACCAAUCGACAAACGGAAAUGAAUAAUCGAAUAUUAUGCCAUUCGAUCGGUUAGACCGGCUACAAAUUAUAAGCGACGCCGUGAAAUAGCACUACGACAGUAGCAGUGAUAUUUCAAAAACGGCGGUUAAAAUGGACGGAGCGGAGUCCCCAAUCUAUUUAUAGUAAAAUUAUCAGCCCCCUUUAGUUAAAGUUUUUGGAGUUUGAGGGAAUACUUUAGUUUUUGUCAUUGAGACAUUUUUAAUGGAAUUUUAAAUACUAGGAAUAGUUUUAUCAAAAAUCAAUUCUUUAAUACCUAUUAUACUAUACGUUAUCAGGCUCUGUUUUACUACGCUAUUAGUGUAAUAUUUUCAUAAACAAAUGUGUGUGUAUGAGAAAAAAUAUUUUGGAAGUCCAUGAUGGGUUUUCUAAAAGUUUCGUUACGUUUAGUUAGUUCUUGCCUCUACAUUUCGAUAGAUAUAGUCCCUCUUUAUAGUUUUCCCUCUUUAACCACUGUUCACAAAUGGUUUAAAAAUAGCAAUCACAGAGACACAGACUGUUACUUUAGUUUUAUGAAAAUAUCAGUGAUUGUUACUUAGAUACUCUAUGACUUAAAAUAAUUUUUACUCUAUACUAAUAGUACUUUACUACUUCUACUUACUGUUACUGUUAGUCUUAGUGCUAUUACUUAAAUCUGUCAUACGCUAUUACACAUAUUCACAUUACAUUUGCUACUUAGUAUGAACAUAUUGUCUGCUAAUCUGUGUAUAAAAUAAUUACAAUAUCAGUUAUGUAUAAAGUGUAUAUAUUAAAUAUUAAAAUUAUAAAUUAUUGUUAUGCAUCAAAGUACCUUUUUUUUUUUAAUAAAGGACUACUAUUUUUGCAGGUUCCUGAGACCUUCCCAAAAGUACCAUCUAGAUAAAAUCCCCUCUCAGAAAUGAUGACGCUUGUAUAUAUAUCUGAGCAAGAUUUCUGGUAGAAUUUUUUUACGCAGUAUAAAAAAAAAAACUAUAGUAAAACCAAUAAAUUAUCCACCACACUCAGAAUCUAAAAAUAUUUCUAUAUGUUCUAUACAAUAUUAUAUACAGUGUCCUACGGUGUUAUCCGAUGCUAAUGACUGUCAAUAUUCAUUUUUUUUUCAAUCGUUUUUGUGUCAGGAGGCUACGAACAUAAAGGAAAAUUGAAUUAUAAAUUUAAUCUCUUAAUCAGUGACUGAAAAAUAACUUUAUUUUUUUACUUUUUAAAAUUUUCAAAAUACCCAUUUUGUAAAAUAUAUUUUAAACAUUUUAGUGUACAUAUUAUACAUUUAUAUUCGAUCAAUAGUUUCUUAAAAAUAGCCGUUUUAAUUUCAACAUUUUAACAUUUCUUAUCUUGCAUUCGAAUAAUACUGUAAGACACCCUUUAUGUAAACAUAUUUUACGAUAUUUUACUGUUCCGCAGGUGGAGACAUAUUGAACAACGACGGCUCCGGUUCCAUAAGCAUUUACGGCGAUACGUUUCCAGACGAAAACUUAAUAGUGAACGGCACGAAACCGGGAUUCGUGGGAAUGGCGAAUUCGGGUUGGUGUUUCAAACGUAUCAUACAAUGAUUGUUUGAUCGUCAAAUUCGUAUUAAAAUGUAUAAUAAAUUAUGGAGUAGUAAAAUAAUAGGUUUGCACUUUCGAAUUUUCCGAAACGGACGAGAAACCUAAUGUCUAAUAAAAAUUUCCUGUGGUUAAAAAAUAAGUUAGAUUUGGUUGCUAUUACUGCUGUGAUGUGAGACUUCUCUUUUUCCUUCGUUUUCAUUCCAGCUAUUUGGAGUCGGCCACCCUCGUUUUUAACUACCACUUGACUCAAUCUCCCACCUCACAUAUGUACACUAGCUGUCUUUGAGUGUCCUCAUAUCAUUCUCAAUCACGUCCAGCCACCCUUUUUUACGGUCUUCUUCUACCCCUUUUUCUUCCUACAUUUAUUUUCUUUACAACUCUUAUUGCUUCUGAUUUCUCUCACCUCAUGACAUGUCUAAAUUAUCUCUGUUUAUUUUCUCUCAUUUUGUCUACUAACGAAUUUACACUUUGGAUACCUCUUAUUAACUCAAUCCUUAUCCUAUCUUUUCUCUUCACUCCACUCAUUUACCUAAGAAUUGUCAUCUCUGAUAUAUUAACUACUUUGUUUUAUUUUUCUGUCUACCACCCAAUACUUCAAACCAUACAACAUAGAGAGUCUCAACAUACACUUGUAGAACUUACCUUUAAGUGCCAUUGAAUUUUCUUAUCACAUAAAUCACUUGAUUUUUCUUUCUACUUUAUUAAACUUCACUUACUUCUAUGAUGCAUAUCCUCUUUUUUUUUUUUGUUCCCCCAUAUAUUCGAGAUUGGAUAAUUCACUUAAGCCUUGUUUAUGUCUCCUCAAACUAUAUUAAAACAUUUAUACACCGGAUGUCGACCUGACACAACUCUAUUAUAUUUGUCGCCUCCUACAACAAAUAUACCUUUGAUGCAGUGUUAGGAAAGUUCCUUAAAGUGUUUCUUUUUUUUUCUUUUUUAUGAAUACGCAUAUUACAUAUUCAUAAAAAAAAGAUACUGCGAGAACGGGUGCAGCCACUGUUGGCAAUGAGAAGUUGGGAAGGUAGGAUAAUUAAAAUUGGAAACUAUUCUUACUUCUUAGAAUCUACAUGUUUAAAAUCCUAAUAAAUUGAAUACAGUUAGUUUCCUAGUUCCUAACCUAAAAAAUGAAAAAUGAAAAAACAUUAACUUGAAAAAAUAUUUCAUAAUCAAUAUACUCAAAUUCAAAAUAUAAUAGUUUAUUAACUAUACAAAAAAAAAAAAAAAAAUAUUACACUGAUAUUUUGUUUUGUUUAAGGACUAAUUUUUCCGACAAAGCAUAACCUGUGUCUUUUUACAGUCAUGACAUGAUGUCAUAAAGUAUGAUACCAACACUAAACAAUAUUAUCACUAGAAUAACGUACGUUAUUUUUUUUCUGAAUAAACGGAACGGAAGUUUGCGUUCACGUCAGGUCAGGGCUUAAUUUAAAGAAAUAGAGGUCUUGUACACUAUACAACUUUGGGGUCCUAUUUGAAUUAAAAAUGAAAUCGGUAAAAAUUAAAAACAAAAAAAAAACCGACAUAUUUCGCACGUGGAUACAACCUCUGUUGUAGGUGGGAAGUUGGGAUAAUAGGAUACAGACGGGAAUUUAAUGUAUAUCUGUAAGCAAAGAUAAACCAAUGCUAACAAAAAAACGAUUCUGAGUGGAAUUUAGUUGAUAGUGUCGUUUUGUCAACAAUAUAUGUCAUAUUAUGGUAAAAUGAUUAUUAACAAUGUGCAUUUUCAUGGCAAAAGUGAUUGUUUAAAAAAAUAUAAAUAAUAAAAACUUAAUAAUAACAAAAAAUAAAUAAAACUAUUGCCAAUGACAACCUUAUUUUCAAUCUUUCAAUUAUUUUUAACCUAAAGAACUAGUCAUUUCUCGUCAUUUAGAAUAUUAAUAUUCAAUUUAAAAAAAUGACCUCUUUAAAGUACCACCCAGAGAACAUUUACUUUCCGAAAAGGUGCUAUACUUGAUAAUCGGAGUAAGCUUUCCGGUAUAAAAAGUGUUCACAUAAAAGAAAAAUAAUAAAAUAAACAUUAUUGUAAAACCAAUACAUUCCUUACUCUGUUCAGAAUCUAAAAAUAUACAUACAAUAUAUAUAUAUAUAUAUAUUUAUAUAUUUAAAAGGUAGAUUAUAACAUCAAAUAUCUUAAAUUAUAUCAAAUUUAUAUCUAUAAAUCGCAAUUAUUUUUUUUUUAAAUCAAGUUAAUUUCUAUAAGCGUUUUGUUUCUUGUAAUUUUUUUUUGCGAAUUCAGCAAUAAUGUUUUCAAACGAUUGAUUGCCCGUAACGAUAAAGUAUUUAUCCAGUUUUUCUUUAGUUAAAGAAAAAUAUAUUCGAGUUUUAAUACGUUCAAGUGAAAAAUAUGGUGGAUACAUAAAUAUAAGGAAAUUAAAAUAUUCUGAAACAUAUAAUAAUUACUUAUUAAACACUAUACCCAAUCGUAUAUCUACCAAAAAUAUAAAGUAUAAAAGUGUAAUAUUUUUUUUUUAUAAAGUGGGAGACGGCCCUCAGAAUCUGGAGGCCCUAUGCUUGUGCACUGUGUGUACAUACGGAAAUCAGGGCCUGGUUCACAUAAAUAUACAAGAACUCUUUCCCGUUCCUCGUUCCUAUAUUUGAAAAAAAAACGCGUUUCUUCCUAACACUGUUAGGGUGUAUUCGAGUCCUCUUCUACAGGGAUGACUGUUAUGUAUUUAUAAUUUUACCUGACUAUAUUGUGAUCUCUUACUCAUUGGAUUCCUCCAUACAUGCCGCCAUACUAUUUUUUUCUUUUACUUUUGGUUUCCGAUGGUUACAAGAAGAAAAGGGCUGAUAUACUAUGGAGGGGUGACUGGUGUAGGUAGGUCGUGGGUAGUUAGGAUGGUGGGAUACCUACAUAAAGUUAUUUAAUUUAUACCUGUAACCAACGACAAACCAUUGCUAACGAAAAACGAUUCAGAGCGAAAUUCGGUUAUACAUACUUUAAAAAGUCGUAAUAUUUACAAUUUUCGUUAGCAUUAGAUUUCAAAACGUAUAUCUAUAAACAAAUACUACAUUGCACUCAAUUUUUUUUUGCAACAUAUACGACUUAAAAUCACUCUCCUGUCAACAUUUCAAGCAUUUUUGUUUAGCCUAACGAUUUUUUUCACAGAGUACCUACCAAAUAAAAAUUAUGUGAAAAAGUCGCAAAAUUAAAAUUCCUAUAAAUAGCACAAAAAUUCAUACAAUUUUACCACGUCUAGAAAAAACAAAUAUUAGUUUUCUGUCAAAAUUUCAAGUCUUUACGAAUAUUUUUAUCUAAAUUACAGAGCAAAAACAAAACUGAAAAUAAUACAAAAAUUAUUUUCAUACAUUUUCCCGUAUUUUCUACGUAUUUUUUGGUUUUGCUUAAUUAUUUAAAAAACUACAAAGAAAAUCAAUAAACGAUUAUCUUGAUCAAUAACUGGAUUAUAAAAUUUAAAAAAAUAUCCAUUCUAAUGGAGCAAUAUAUUUGGUAAAAAACGUGAAUCAUAAAAAUUUAAAAUAAGGAUUGCUUGUAAAUUUAUCAGUUUUCAUUUUUCGGAAUUUUCCGAUUUAUCUCAAAUAUUACAAAAACUACCAGGAAAAUCAAAAACCAUAUUAAUUACUUACGAAUUAGAUUAAAAAUCAAAAAGUGACUUCUCUAAUGCAUCAACUGGAGAAAAUUGUCUUUAAGAAAAAAUGCUACACUGCGUACAUCAGAGCAAGAUUUCUUGUAGAAAAAUUGUUCACAAAAAAAAAUAAUACGCUUUCUGAAUCUAAAAAAACUGUUAUUUAGUAUUUAAUCUGGAUUUCUCGUUCAAUAAUGUUCUCUUUAAAAAAAAACGUAAAAUAAAUUAACUGAAUCGGAGAUAUGAUAGGAAUAGGGAGACGUGUAAAAAGUACUUUUCCGAUUUUUUUUUAUAACCUAACUUAAAGUCAAAGGAAUUGAAUACAGAGGGAACCACGUGAACGUAUAACAUUAUAUAAUAUUUGCUCAGGUCCGGAUUCGAACGGAUGUCAGUUUUUCAUAACGACCAGACCAACGCCGAGUUUGAAUGGCCAACACGUCCUGUUUGGGCUAGUUUUAGACGGACAAAAGUUCGUGCACAUUAUCGAGCGGCAGAGGAGUGACCAUUUGGGGAGGCCAACCAAAGAAAUCCGAAUAAAGAAAUGCGGACUACUUGGCAAUCGGCCGCCGUUCGUCAUCACAGAUUUUCCGUACAGGUGAGACGGUUCGAAAAGAUACUAAUAUUUAUAUUAUAAAUGGACAACAUUUGCAUCCAUUUCACAAAAUAGAACCGCGGUUUCUCCAUUUCUCGUAAUUAAACAAUACGGAUAACAUUCCGCGAAAUGGAUACCUAAACUUUACACAGCGGAACUUAUUUCAUCAUUUAGAUGUCCGUAACACGAAAUAAUACACUAAUAAUAAUAAUAAUACAAUAAUAUAUUAAUUUUUUUUUUUAACGAAUUUCGUGUUUCACAAUUGACAAAAAGAAAACUAUUUUUUUAAAUUUUUUUUUAAGAUUACAAAUUUCUAUUAUUAUCAUUUAUUUGAACAUGUCUAAGUAAUAUGACAACGAGAAUUACAUUUUAAAUAACCUUUAAAACGAGCAUAUUUUUUUGUUGUACAUUUACCUUUACAGUAACAGCUAAAAAAAAGGCCUGACCUCCUGUUAAAGAUGAUACAAUUUCUCUGAUUGUAAUUUCUUUUGUCUUUACUUGGUCGAUAUUAAUGAACUUGAAUGUGGCCGGUUGAAUAUUUCCUAUACCAACCUUUUAUAAUGCUAUAUUCAGUUCCUAAACGGUUGAGAUAAUAUGUUAUGUUCCAUCACUACUGCAAUAAUUGAAUAAUGUUCGCUGGAUCUGUAGGGCCUCUAUCCACCUUCGGAACGAAGUAACGACGGUUGUCGACCGAUAAUAAUAUUUAUACAGUAGAUAAAGCUAAAAAAAAAUGUUUUGAUCUUCAUUUAUGAUCAACCGAUAAGGAUAUUGCCAUACCAACCAAAAACUCUUGAUAUACAUAAGGUUUAAAUAAAUAAUAAUAAUAGAGAGAUAAUAAAAAAUGAUCGUGAAAUGGAUGCAAACGUUGUCCAAUUUGUGAAAUGGACAAUAACGCGAUAUAGAUGCGGCAUUAUAUAUGUAUAUGUGUGUAUACUGUAUACAUACAGGAUGAUUCACUAAGUGGGAUUUUAUCCCACUUUUUGGUUAAAUUUUACAUAUUAUAUUCUAGUUCUGAUUUUUGCAAUUUUUAAAUGUAGUAAAAAAGUCGAUAUUUUCAAAUAUAUGUUGUUAAUAAAUGUUUAACAAUAUUUAAGGAGUAUCCUGUGGUGACAGCAUUUUUCGGUUUUCAAAUGACCUAUAAAAUACCUAUAUACACAAAUAGACGAAGUAUAUUACUUUAAAUACACUUUGGUGGCAACAUUUUUAAUUCCCUUCAACCCGUUAACAAGAUAUUCCACUUUAAGUUUAGGAAGGGGGAGAGUAGUGGAGUAUCAUUUGUGUGGGGGCGCGGCACGCAGCGUUUUAUUAAUGCUCCGCUACUCUACUCCAAACUAAAAUUAAAAGUGAAAUAUCUCGUCAACAUGUUGACGGAAAUCAAACAUCAACAUUUAUUUAAAGUAAUACUCCAUCUAUUUAUGGAAUUUUUAGUAUAGAUUCUUACUUUAAAAACCAAAGUAGUUAUUGCUACAGGAUAUUCCUUAAAUGUUAUUAAAAAUUCCAAAAAACAGAGUUUGAAUAAAUUAAAAAUUUUACCAAAAAAUGGACUGAACCCGAUUAGUGAAUCACCCUGUAUAUACAUUAUAUUAUUUGUAAUUUUAAGUAAUUUUGUCAUCCUCAUAACUAUAAGUUGUACAGCGGUAUAACCGAAGUAUUAUAAUAAUUAUUGAGUUAUAUUUGAAUGCUCAUUUAUAAUUUUCUGCUAAUUGACUAUUUGUCAAGUAAAUUGCUUGUAAUAUUACUAUGUAUAUUUGUUUUGUGUUACAUAACGCUAGGAACCUAUUUGUCUUAAAGAACUAGCUAUAUUUUAUUUUGUUCUAGUAUAUAUUUUGAGUUUUGUCGUCACUUUAGACUUCUAAUAUAAGAGUCUUCAUCACUACAUUCACAAUCAAAAAUAACUUUAAUAUUAGACACGAAAUCCACCGUUGGCCGUGCAAUACCCUCAUAUCUAAAUUAGUUAUCCUGACCGUGGCCGCUAGGGGUACUCCAUCGUAUUUGUGUCUAGGGGCUCCUCAGGCUCCAAGGUUUCAAAAAUACCGCCACUUAACUGCUGACCGUCUUUUGUGCAGAUAUUUUUAAUAAAUAUAUAGCAUUGUUCAGCUUUUUGUUGACUAGUUGCAAAAUUGAUACAUAGACUAAUCGUAAAAUAAUAAAAUAAAAUAAUUUAUUAUUAGUAAUUGAGCGAGGGAGAAAAAUGUAUACACAAUUUAUUACGGAAAAACGAAAUUUCACUGAAAAUCACUUGUGUGAAUAUAUGUCACCAAGAAAUUUAUUGUUAUUUUUAAAAAAUAUCAUCGAUCCAUAACACCGACUUCCGAUCUAAUACCAAAACGAUUUUCACAGACUUUAAAUUUUCCAUCUAUCGAGGCAUUUUAAAACAAAGGUUCCAGAAGCUUUUGAGGGCCAGGCCGACACUAAUACAAAACCUAAUAAGCCAGUACCACUACGAGAUAAAUCAUUUUUAUUUUUUAUCUAUCCAUUUUUUUUUUUUUUUUAAUUACAGCUCGACCAUUUGGCAAUGGAUAUCCGCAACGGCCAUACCGCUAUCGAUGUCUAGCGCAAUUUUAUUGUUCUUUCAGUGGGUCAUUUAUCAAAUAAACAAAAUGAUCAUUUAA